Nematolebias whitei (Rio pearlfish) is the source of this 949-nucleotide messenger RNA. Its product is annotated as DDRGK domain-containing protein 1. The record is from RefSeq and is a predicted model, not a curated record. NCBI's taxonomy places the organism in Eukaryota, Metazoa, Chordata, Actinopteri, Cyprinodontiformes, Rivulidae.
GGGCGGAGUUGCACUCCAGACCGGAAGUGAUGUAAUGAGCCGGAGCUGAACAAGCUCGGACACUUUUCCCAGUAACCGUCAGAGGAGCUGCUCAGGAUGGACGUGCUCGUGUAUUUAGCAGCUGCUCUCGUGCUCCUUCUCCUCAUCCUGUUCGCGCUGAAGCUGCAGCGGAAAACACGCGACGAUGAGGAGGAGCCUGUGGAGGACGAAGAGGAGGAGCAGAACCUCCAACCUGCUGCCAGAGUUGGAGCCAAGAAGCAGAAGAAGCUGGAGGAGAAACAGGCCAAGAAGGCCCAGAGAGAGGCUGAGAUGGAGGAGAGGGAGGAGAGGAGGAGGAUGCAGGAGCUCCGUGAGCAGGAGAGACGGAAGGAAGAAGAUCGUGAGAGACUUCUGGAGAAGAAACAGGAGGAGGAGGAGGAGCAAGCUAAAGUGGAGCAGGAGAGACGGGAGGAGGAAGAGUACCUACGACUCAAAGCUUCAUUUGUGAUAGAGGAACAGGGAGAGCAGGAGCAGCUCUCUGAGGAUCAGUCCCGCAGCCUGCUGCAGGACUUCAUCCAGUACAUUGAGAGCUCUAAGGUGGUUCUCCUGGAGGACCUGGCAUCUCACUUCGGGAUGAGAACACAAGAUGCCAUCUCCAGACUGCAGGACCUGUUGGCUGAAGGCACCCUCACAGGUGUGAUUGACGACAGAGGGAAGUUCAUCUUCAUCACUCCAGAGGAGCUGGACUCGGUGGCCCGCUUCAUCAAACAGAGGGGGCGGGUGUCCAUCACAGAACUGGCCCAGGCCAGCAACUCCCUGAUCAACCUGGUUCCUGAGAGCCGCAGCGCCGCCUGAAGGAGCCACGAUACACCGGACCUUUGGAUCCAGAACCAGUGGGUCGUGAAGAAUCAGCCGAUAAAUCUCUUCUGUGGAGAACACAAACAUUUGGCUGAUAAAAGUUGGACUUUGA